Molecule: messenger RNA, 3614 nt
Organism: Tympanuchus pallidicinctus (lesser prairie-chicken)
Lineage: Eukaryota; Metazoa; Chordata; Aves; Galliformes; Phasianidae
Gene: LIX1
Product: limb and CNS expressed 1
Exons: 6
Coding region: 28-876 (282 amino acids)
Biological process (GO): autophagosome maturation
Cellular component (GO): cytoplasm
Source: RefSeq, a predicted model, not a curated record
UUGGUGGCCGCUGUCUGGCAAAGCAGGAUGGAGAUGGACAGAACCCUGGAGUCUUUGCAGCUGGUGAUUGCCCGAGUCCUGCCUCACAGAGACCCUACCCUGGUGUUUAAGGACUUGAACGUUGUAGCAAUAUUGCAAGAGUUCUGGGAAAGCAAACAGAAGUCAGCCGUACUUCCAAGUGAAGGCAUCAUUGUGUAUGAGUCAUUGAGCAGCCUGGGCCCGCCAUUUGUGAGUUAUGUUACCUUGCCUGGAGGAAGUUGCUUUGGUAACUUUCAGAGCUGCUUAAGCAGAGCAGAGGCAAGGCGAGAUGCUGCAAAAGUGGCUCUGAUCAACUCUCUCUUCAAUGAAUUGCCCUGCCGCAGAAUCACGAAGGAAUUCAUCAUGGAAAGUGUUCAGGAGGCUGUUUCUUCAACAAGUGGUAACCUGAAGGAUGCUGAUGACCCCAGCACUAGUAUUGGAGCUUAUCAUUACAUGCUGGAGUCAAACAUUGGAAAGACAAUGCUGGAAUUUCAGGAGCUGAUGAUUGUCUUUCAGCUUCUGCAUUGGAAUGGAAGCCUUAAAGCCCUACGGAAAACAAAGUGCUCCCGGCAGGAAGUAAUUUCCUACUACUCCCAGUGUUCCUUAGAUGAAAAGAUGAGAAGUCACAUGGCCCUAGACUGGAUUACGAAGGAGAAAGAAUCUCCAGGAAUUAUUUCCCAAGAGCUGCAAGUGGCACUGAGGGAACUGGAAGAUGUCAGGAAAGCUGGGCAUGAACUGAGGUUCUACAAAGAAAAGAAAGAAAUACUGAGCUUAGCACUGAGUCAGAUCUACAGUGAUCAAGUUACCACUUCCUCGUGGGAAAAUCAAAUGAGCUUGGCCCUACAUGGCUACCGCUAAAUUUGAAGAUGUUUUAACAUGCCAGGCUAGGUUAAAAAUACUCUCCAUGUAAAUUAUUAGCUUUCUUUUCUGUAGAUGUUUUAAUUUCUGUAUCUAAAAGCACUUUUUUUUUCUUUUUUCUUUUUUAAUUAUUAUUUUUAUUUCAGUGGCUAGAAAUAUUCUUCAGGUCAAGCUAAAGCUGCCAUGAAACAUUUGAUGUAGCACUGGUACUAAGGUAUGUGUGAAACCUAAAUGGAGACAAAGCACAAAAGCUUUUAUGGUACUCUGAAGAUUGAACUUGAUAUGGUAACCUGGAUUUUGUUUUCCACAUGAAGACUACAUCUUCUCUGUUGAAGACAUAAAAAUUGUCUUCACAAACCUACAAACUACCAGCAGUAAAAGACAAAAAGGGUACUUCAUACCUGCACUGGUGCUUGGUUACUCCCAGACUUCUUCACAGCAUGUGUUUCCUCCUAUCAGGUGCUACUGCUGAAGUUCAUUGUGUUUUUCAAAGGGUAUAAAGAACCUUUCAAGCAAAAAAAACCCUACAGCGUUAAACAAGUUCUCCAGUUUCAAGGUGCUUUACCUCUGUUGCAGCCAACAAGAUUUCACAAAUCUAUGGGAUCAUAAGGAUGAGCAGAAGUUAUUCACUGGCCAUCGGUAUGGCUAACUGUGUGAUAAAAGUCUUCUAGUUAGACUUUAUAUACCUUUGCUUGCACUUCAGCAAAUGCCUACUGAGGUUCAAGAUCUUUCCUUCUCUCUUGCUGACUGUCAGCACAAUUCCACUACUAGAAGCUACUGUCUGUAAAGCAAAGUAGGCAGCAUAAGUCUGAUGAGUCACACACUCAUAAUAACCAGCAUGCCAUUUUAGCUGAAUAUGACAGCAGGAAGGUGUUAAGAUGCUGGUCAAUGAACUUGAACACAUGUCUCCAUAGUUCUGUUUCCUGGUAAUUUCUGCCAGAAGAAUGGACAUUUAGCAUAGCUGUAGUUUAAAUCAACUUAGUAACCUCAGUAGUAUCUCUUGGCAUAAGUACAAUUUGCUUUAAACAUAAUGUAUUUCUACAUAAGAGAGACACACAGUUCAGUUGGAGGAAAAGCAGGCUGGGGAAAAUUCAUUUUCAUUCCUUAAGAAAUUGAUACCCAACAGUGUCACACAUCUCAUAUAAAAAAAAAAACAGGAGAAUAGGUCAGCAGUAAUAACCAUGUUGCAAAACCACGCACACCACUGGUAGACAGUGUGGGACACAGCCUUACUGCAGGGACAGACAACUGUGACCUGUAAAGAUUCUUGUACUGUAUAGGGAAAGGUGUGGGAUAGCUGUAAAGUAUAGAUGCUCAUACAGGGAGAACCAAGCUGCCCUUAGAGCUUAGCUAUAGCAAGCACAGUGAUUUGAAGAAUUAAUUACACAAAGUAUUCUCUUAAUGCUUGCUUGCAACACCACAGUAGCUUUUAGAUGUAGUGGAUGAUAAGUGGGAUGUAGAAUUGUAGAAAGAGAGAUACAUUGUAAGACUGUUCUGCUUUAACGAGGCAGAAGAAACAACAGACAAAACCGCACCUGUUUAGUGGAGUCCUUAUAAGCCACACGUACCAGGCAGAAUUUGCCUAAAAUUGUGACAGACUGCAUCAAGACAUUCUCCUUUGUCUUCUUACCUGUGUGUGAAGAGACUUUUCCAAUUGCCUUUGCAUUCCACAGUAAUCUUUGGGACAAAAGGAAUAUUUGGAGGAAGUAAACAACAUACCCUAAGGACAGUGACAUUGAAGAUGGCCAAAUAAGGCCAUAUCUGUUAGUCAGUCAUUGGGCGUGGAUAGGAUAAUGAAUUUGGGAGUGUAAUUCAGGAGGAGCAUACUUGGAGAGCUACCUGAAGCUUUCCCAGCACUGCCAAUAAAGAAUACCUUGCUUAAUCAUAACAAAGCUUCGCUGUUAAGUUUCUACACAUCAAUUUCUUCCAAUCAACAGCUUGAAAAGAAAAAUAAGUAGCACAGAAUUUUGGAAAGCUGUGGUGAGAUUGUAAAUGAAGAACAACAGCUGUGGGUUUGUCAUCUUUUUUCUUUUUUUUCUUUCUUUCUUCCUUUUUUUUUUUUUUUUUUUUUUUUUUUUUUUUUUUUUUUUAAUUCUUAUCUGCUGAAUGUGAAAUUUCCAAGGGAAAGAAAAGAAUGCAGCCUCCCCUUCAGCAUUCUGACAUCUCAGCUUGAACUAAUAGUGGCAUGGACUUUACAAGUCUUGAAUUCUUUCUCUAAGGUCACUGAAAAAGGAAGCAUUUCAGUUCAUUGUAAAAAAUCGACAAAUCCCAUGAGCUUUCUUGUCUCGAAAAAAUAUGAUUAUGUGGAAUGGAAAAUGGAUGGGACAAAAGUGAGAUCUUGAGUGAUACACAAGGUUGGAGAAAAGUCUCAUUUUUUAUCUCCUUUCAGGUGCUCAUUUAAAAACUGUACAAAAUUGUAUGGCUCUAUUACUCAAAAAUAUGUUUUCUUAACAGAAAGAGUAAAUUUUGCCUAGCUUUUAAUGUUUUGUUUUCUUUCAGGGCAUUUCAUAUGUAUAACUAUAAAGUGAAAGUAAUUUUCACACUGCAUCAAUAGAUUGUACACAUUCCCUUGUGCAUUUAGGUUGUGUAAUUUAGGCAAUAUUUUGCGUCCCAUCAACAUAGUAUGUAAGCUGUUUAAAACAGUAGGUUGUAGAAAAAGUACUGGAAAAACUUGGAUUGCUUUGAUUUUUGUUUGUUGAUCAAAUGGAGAAAUAAACAAUCACACUCCUGUGGAUUGA